Messenger RNA from Aureobasidium melanogenum CBS 110374, 231 nucleotides. RefSeq lists its product as uncharacterized. The annotation marks the transcript as partial. NCBI's taxonomy places the organism in Eukaryota, Fungi, Ascomycota, Dothideomycetes, Dothideales, Saccotheciaceae. Gene Ontology annotation, molecular function: protein binding. The record is from RefSeq and is a predicted model, not a curated record. The transcript has 2 exons.
AUGGAAGAUUACAGCAAAGGUCUUUGGAUGGCGGCAAAAGUCUAUAGUGUACUGAUUUCAGACCAUCCAAAGACGAUUAUACUGAAAUCUACCCACAAAAAGGAUCCAGCAAAAUUCACUGUCAACAAAGCCGUACUAUGCCACUACUCGUCCUUCUUUGAGAAGGCCUUCGACGGAAACUGGAAAGAAAGCCAUGAGAUGAAAGUUGAGUUCGAGGUUGACAUUUCACAA